Messenger RNA from Phaethon lepturus (White-tailed tropicbird), 4011 nucleotides. It is a transcript of the gene PPP1R9A, whose product is annotated as protein phosphatase 1, regulatory subunit 9A. Gene Ontology annotation, molecular function: actin filament binding. NCBI's taxonomy places the organism in Eukaryota, Metazoa, Chordata, Aves, Phaethontiformes, Phaethontidae. The transcript has 18 exons. The coding region runs from base 1 to 4011 and encodes 1336 amino acids. Gene Ontology annotation, biological process: neuron projection development; actin filament organization; calcium-mediated signaling. The record is from RefSeq and is a predicted model, not a curated record. Gene Ontology annotation, cellular component: actin cytoskeleton; cytoplasm; dendrite.
AUGAUGAAAACGGAGUCUUCAGGAGAAAGAUCAACCCUCCGAAGUGCCUCUCCUCACAGGAAUGCUUACAGAACUGAGUUCCAGGCACUGAAAAGUACCUUUGACAAACCGAAAUCAGAUGGAGACCAAAAAACGAAAGAGGAAGGAGAGGCCUCGCAGAGCAGGGGAAGGAAAUAUGGCUCAAAUGUCAAUAGGAUCAAGAACUUAUUUAUGCAGAUGGGCAUGGAGCCCACUGAAAGUGCCGGAGUUACCCCUAAAACCAGGGGGAAGGGUGGCCCUCCAUCACCUCAAAGACGAAUUAGGCCCAAAGAAUUUGUAGAAAAAGCAGAUGGUUCAAUUGUAAAGUUGGAAUCAUCUGUUUCGGAAAGGAUCAGUAGAUUUGAUACUGUCCAUGAUGGUCCUUCCUACUCCAAGUUUACUGAAACUCGGAAGAUGUUUGAGCGAAACGCUCAUGAAAUGGGACAUUCCAAUCGCUAUUCCCCAAAGAAAGAGAAAGUAAUUUCCAAUGAGCUUCCAGAUGAAUGGUGCAGCUCUAAGUCUCACAGAGGCAGCACUGAUUCACUGGACAGUCUUAGCCCAAGGACAGAGACCGUCUCUCCAACUGUGAGUCAGCUCAGUGCAGUUUUUGAAAACACUGACUCACACAGUGUAGUCGUUGUGGAAAAGUCAGAGAACAACGAAGAGUACUCUGUAACUGGUCACUAUCCACUGAACCUCUCGUCUACUGUUGCGAAUAUCUCCUCCCCAGUUGCGAACCUUGAAGGUUUCAGUCCUUUGAAAGAUGCCAGCACGUGGUCUCCGCCAGCCAAACAGAGUACAGGCUUGAUGUCUGUUGAGAACUCUCAGCAGAACAGCACGCCUUCAACACUAAGACAGAAGACAUCCACAGGCACUUCGGCAGGUUCAAAAACGACUGAAGAAAUAAAGAAGGGUACAGAGGCAAGUGCUGAUUCUCUUGAGAGCUCUGCAGCGAGUCAGCAGGAUUUGAUCAACGUGCUUGGCAGUGAAAGAUCCGUGGACAGCUGUGCUAGGGGUAAGUCAAAAACAGAGACAGAAGUUUUCGUGCAACAGAAGGAACGGUCAGAACAUGCAGAGGCUAUCUUGGAUAGACCUGAAGCUGCAGAAUUACCAAGAAAUGUAGCUUCAGGUGGUGAUUUUGUCACGCAUGCUGUUUCGGAUGCUACCGAGUCCCAUUGUGAUGAGGCAAGUGAAAAAGAAGUGUGUGAAGAUGUGAAUAAUUUCCAGAGUUCCCACGUGUAUAUGCACUCUGACUACAGUGUCUAUCGGGUACGAUCGAGAUAUAAUUCUGACUGGGGAGAGACAGGUACAGAACAGGAUGAUCAGGAUGACAGUGAUGAAAAUAACUGUUAUGAACCUGAUAUGGAAUAUUCUGAAAUUAAUGGAUUGCCAGAUGAAGAUGAAAUCCCAGCCAACAGAAAAAUACAGUUUAGCCGUGCUCCAAUUAAGGUUUUCAAUACAUAUUCCAAUGAAGACUAUGACAGGAGAAAUGAUGAAGUUGACCCAGUGGCUGCAUCAGCUGAAUAUGAACUCGAGAAGCGUGUGGAAAAGCUGGAGCUCUUCCCAGUUGAACUAGAAAAAGAUGAAGAUGGACUUGGCAUAAGCAUUAUUGGAAUGGGAGUCGGAGCAGAUGCAGGCCUUGAAAAACUGGGAAUAUUUGUCAAAACAGUAACAGAAGGUGGGGCAGCAGAAAGAGAUGGCAGGAUCCAAGUGAAUGACCAAAUUGUGGAAGUUGAUGGCAUCAGUCUGGUUGGUGUUACGCAGAAUUUUGCUGCAACUGUUCUUAGAAACACCAAAGGGAAAGUCAGGUUUGUAAUUGGACGAGAAAAACCGGGACAAGUGAGUGAGGUUGCGCAGCUGAUUAGCCAAACUCUAGAACAAGAACGCCGCCAGAGAGAGCUGCUGGAGCAGCAUUAUGCACAGUAUGAUGCAGAUGAUGAUGAGACAGGGGAAUAUGCUACAGAUGAAGAAGAUGAAGACAUGGGACCUGUCCUUCCAGGAGGUGACAUGGCUAUUGAAGUGUUCGAUCUCCCUGAAAAUGAUGACAUGUUCUCCCCCAGUGAUGUAGACACUAGCAAGCUUGCUCACAAAUUCAAAGAGUUGCAAAUCAAACACGCAGUUACAGAAGCUGAAAUUCAGAAGCUGAAGACGAAGCUGCAGGCUGCUGAGAAUGAGAAGGUGAGGUGGGAAUUGGAGAAGACUCAACUCCAGCAGAACAUUGAGGAGAAUAAGGAAAGGAUGAUGAAAUUAGAGAGUUACUGGAUUGAGGCACAAACCCUGUGUCACACGGUGAAUGAGCACCUCAAGGAGACGCAAAGCCAGUAUCAGGCUCUGGAGAAGAAAUAUAACAAGGCAAAGAAAUUAAUCAAGGAUUUUCAGCAAAAAGAACUUGACUUCAUCAAACGCCAGGAAGCUGAACGAAAGAAAAUAGAAGAUUUGGAGAAAGCACACCUUGCAGAAGUUCAAGGCUUACAAGCUCGUAUACGAGACUUGGAAGCAGAAGUUUUCAGGCUAAUGAAGCAAAAUGGGAGCCAGGUUAACAAUAACAACAAUAUUUUUGAAAGGCAGACAUCUUUUGGAGAAGUUUCUAGAGGAGAUCCAGUGGAAAACCUAGAUACUAAGCAAGUGACCUGCCUGGAUGGCUUAAGUCAAGAUUUCAAUGAAGCAGUGCCAGAAACAGAGAGACUCGACUCCAAAGCUCUGAAGACUCGAGCUCAGCUUUCCGUGAAGAACAAGCGGCAGAGGCCUUCUAGAACAAGGCUAUAUGAUAGCAUCAGCUCAACUGAUGGAGAGGACAGCCUUGAACGAAAGCCGUCAAACAGUUACAGUAGUCCCAUGCACAUUUCAAAAUCACCACUGCCCUUAUGCAUGAGAGCAUCCUCACCAGCAUCAGAUUCUGGUGCUUCCUCCCUCUCCCCCGUGGCUAGCAGUGCAGCAAUCUCACUUGACAACCUAACUGAAAACCAAGAAGAAGGGCAGCGCCAGAAAGGAGAUGUCCUUUCCCCGCAUGCUCGGGGAGACACUCCACUUUCCUCUCCUUCAAAAUCUGGGCACAGCUCUGAAGCAUCUCCUUUGCAUCACCCAACUGGCAGGAAUAUUUUACAGAAUAAAGAUGGUGCCACAUGUGCUCACGCAGCAAGAACAACUAGCCCUACUAUAGGGCAUACAGAAAAACUAAAGCGAAAACUUGCAGAUCUUGGGGCUCCCUUGAGAAGGAGUUCAAACAAGGGCAAGAAGCGGAAAGAGAAAGAAGCUAUUAGGGUCACCUAUGGCAGUAGGACCACCAGAGAGAUGCUGCAGAAAUCAGCAAACAGUAAAUCUUUAGCAGAGCGAUCCUUCUCUCUCCCACACUGUGUACCAUUCACAUGGUAUGGAGAGAGUGGCAAGGGAUCCAAUUCUUCUAGCAACCUACCAUCACCUACCAGCUCAACUGAACCUUCCUCUGAAAAUAUAAGUCCAGCUAAAAAAGGGUCAAAGAAUUUCACGUUCAAUGAUGAUUUCAGUCCCAGCAGCACAAGUUCAGCUGAUUUGAGUGGUUUAGGAGCAGAACCUAAAACCCCAGGUUUCUCGCACUCCUUAGCACUGUCGUCAGAUGAGAUCCUUGACGAUGGACAGUCUCCUAAGCACAGUCAGUGUCAGAGUCGUGCUGUUCAGGAGUGGAGCGUGCAGCAGGUUUCCCACUGGUUAAUGAGCCUGAACCUUGAACAGUAUGUUUCUGAAUUCAGUGCCCAGAACAUUAAUGGGGAGCAUCUCCUUCAGCUGGAUGGGAGUAAGCUCAAGUCUCUUGGUAUGACAUCUUCCCAGGACAGAGCAAUCAUUAAAAAAAAGCUAAAGGAAAUGAAAGCAUCAUUGGAGAAAGCUCGCAAAGCUCAAGAGAAAAUGGAAAAGCAAAGGGAAAAGCUUCGGAAGAAGGAACAAGAGCAACUGCAGAGGAAAUCAAAGAAAACAGACAAGUCUUCAUCAGAUGCAACAGAGGGCACUAAUGAGCAGUGA